GCAACAUAAAAGUUUCCUGUUGUUUUUGACUCCGUCUCGGUCUCGGUCCGUCCCCCGUCUCCCGUCUCCUCCCCCCUGUGAGCUGAGGCUGGUAGACCUCAGAGCCUCCCUCAGUGGGACGCAGGAGUUCAGGGACGAGGACCAGCCUGGAUUGGACGGACAUGGACAAACAGAAAGUGCUGGGGAAGCUGAUGUGGGACCUGCAGUCCUUCCUGUCCGUCCUGGACUCUGAGAACCUGAGUUACAUCGCUCAGGCUCAGAAAAAGUCCAUCUCAGAGCUGCUGUCCAAGCUGCAGACGCACGACGCUCCAGUGGAAGAUGCUGAGUACAUGAUCAUGAGCUGUCCAUCAUCGUCUCCUAGCAACGAGCUGGAGCAUCCACCUGGGACAGAAGGUGUUCGGACGUCUGAGCUGGUCUCAGAUCAAAACUCUUCAGCCUGGACAAGGAAUGGGGGCCCCGCUGUCCCCCCCCACCCCCCAGGGGGUCUGGGAGCUGAUGAUGAUGAUGAUGAAGAUACGUACGAGGAGGCGGAGCCUUACGUUUCUGCUGAUACCACCAUGACCAACACAGAGAGGGCGGAGUCAGAGAGCAGCCACUACGAGUCCUAUGGUGAUGAUGAUGAUGAAGAGGAGGAGGAGGAGGAGGAGGAGGAGGGGCUAGUGAAGGACAGAGCUCACUACAUCCAGUGGAGCUCCUCCCAGCCCUGCCUCAGACCAGAACCCGGGGGCCUCAGACCAGAACCCGGGGCCCUGAGACCAGAACCCGGGUCACGGCUUUGUGGGUACCUGUGGAGGAGGAAGUGGCUCGGACAGUGGAGCAAACACCUGUUCAUCAUCAGGAAGGACGCACUGCUGUGCUAUAAAUGCGCUCGGGAUUUACUGCCUCAGCUGGAGCUGAACCUUCGUGGAUGUCAACUCGUCUACAAGUCCAAGAGCAACGGGAAGAUCCAGCACCAGCUCAAACUGGUUCCACUGGGAUCGGAUUCCCUGGUUCUGGGCUACACUAGCUUCCAGCAGGCUGACGAGUGGAGGAAGGCGAUCGAGGAGGUGAGCGUUGGAGAUGAGAUUGAGACCCGGAGCUACUCGUCUCUGAAUAAAUCUGAGCUGCUGUCCUGCAGGUCCAGUACAGUCCAGACUGACUCCGACGAGGAGAAACCUUCAGCUCGCUGCAGGUUUAACAAAGACAAAGGUUUCCUGAAUGUGAUGAUGAACUGUCAGUGGCAGAGUUUACGUUGUCAGGUGGAGGCCGGACUCCUCAACAUGUUUGGAGAGGAGGAGGAGAAGGAGGAGGAGGAGAAGGAGGAGGAGGAGGAGAAGAUGCAGCGUUCACCUCAGUACACCGUCCAGCUGAAAGGUUGUGAGGUCACAGCCGGACCCGACACUGACCACUCCUACAGGAUCACACUGAGCAUGCUCGGUGACCAGGUCGCUGUGCUGGAGGUCAGUACCUCAGAGGAAAAGCUGCGCUGGUUGAAGCUCCUUCAGGAUGGAGCAGCCCAUCUCAGUCACCAUGACAACCAGACAAAGGAGGACACAGGUGUCUGUCUCAGUGGGCUGCAGACCCGGAGGUUUCCCACCUCCAACAACUACAUGGACGACCCCUUCCACCUGAGUGGUUCGGCCCAGCCCAUCUACUCCAACACCUCCCUACUGGAACACAUGCUGCACAGCUCUCAGGAUUCAGUUCGCUGCAGCUCGGUGUCGUCUAAGGGCUCGGUGACAUACAGCAAGACAGGGUUCAGCAGCCAGAACAAGAAGGCGGCUGAAGUGCAGCGAGCGGUUCAGAAGCUGGAGCUGACCGGGAGGAGGCCGGUGCAGAUGAGGGCGGGCUCAGAGAUCAACCUGGCGUCCGCCGCCAAGCAAAACAAACGCACCUCUUUCAGGCAGUCGCUGGCGAUCUGCACUGAGCGCGCUCAGGCUGGUUUCCUGAACCCUCUGCUGCGACGGACGGCGUCGGCUAAAAACUCUUUGAGACGGGCUCCAUCAGCACUGUUCAUCGAACAUGGAAAGGUUUUCCAGAGGAAGAAGGAAUGGGAAACCAAAGCUGCUGCUUGACCUCCUCCACAAACAAGUAAAUAAAAUAAAUGAAGUAUGUAUCUAAGCUAUCUGUAGUAAUGACAAUGGAGGGGUUCGUGUUUUAAAUAAAGUUUUAAAGUGUAUUUUGUGAACGCUGGGGGGGCGUCUCUUCAGACCCUUCAUCAGAUUUUAUACAUAUACAAAUUGUUAAAUUCUCCUUUCACAGUAAGUGUUUUAAUUAGCUCUAACGCUGAGAAACCAGAGUUUAUAUUUACAUAAACACACCCCUCUCUGCCCAGGCUGGUUGGUACCUUCCGGCCGCAGAGCUUCACUUUAGCAUCAGUGGCUAAGUUAGCUUCUGUGGUUGCUAACAGCCGAGUAGUUGUGUUUAUAAUAAAAAAACCUGAACAGAACAGCUGAAUAAAUACUAAAAAUAUUUCUGAAAAGUAGAUAAUAAAGUAAAACAACAGCUACUUUUCUUAAUUAAUUAAUAGUGUUAGCUUGCUAACGCACUGUUAGCUCUGAGAAGAAAACAUUUUCUAGUUCAAUGUUGUUUUUUAAAUCCUUGAAACACUUAAAAUCACUGAUGACAUUCAACACGUCUUUAAAUAUCACAGAAAAUCUAAUAAUGUAGAAUUGAAUCUAAUUUGUUUCUUGAAGUUUCGGGUUCAUGUUGUUUAACAGAAUAUGGUGACCGGUGUUUAGAAGGUAAUUUUAAAUAAAUAUGCUUUGUUUAAUCUUUAUUGUAACUGUGUGAUUUAAGGGAAUUUGUUUUCAUCACGUACUGAAGAACACGAUGUAAUAACUGAUCAUGAUCAUGAUGUUCAUUUUAUUCACGGAUUGUAGCAUUUUUAUAUUGUGCUUUGUACUCAGGAAAAUGUUUCAUUCUGACCAAACACUGAUUCUGUAAAAUUAUUAUAUUAAAAAAAUGAUUUUUACAUUU
Mugil cephalus (flathead mullet) is the source of this 2958-nucleotide messenger RNA. RefSeq names its product actin filament-associated protein 1-like 2. NCBI's taxonomy places the organism in Eukaryota, Metazoa, Chordata, Actinopteri, Mugiliformes, Mugilidae. Gene Ontology annotation, cellular component: cytosol. Gene Ontology annotation, molecular function: SH2 domain binding; SH3 domain binding. The record is from RefSeq and is a predicted model, not a curated record. Gene Ontology annotation, biological process: positive regulation of interleukin-8 production; regulation of mitotic cell cycle; regulation of interleukin-6 production. The transcript has 16 exons. The coding region runs from base 162 to 2054 and encodes 630 amino acids.